Molecule: messenger RNA, 2604 nt
Organism: Saccharomycopsis crataegensis
Lineage: Eukaryota; Fungi; Ascomycota; Saccharomycetes; Ascoideales; Saccharomycopsidaceae
Gene: BRN1
Product: condensin subunit BRN1
Exons: 1
Coding region: 1-2604 (867 amino acids)
Biological process (GO): mitotic chromosome condensation
Cellular component (GO): condensin complex
Molecular function (GO): chromatin binding
Source: RefSeq, a predicted model, not a curated record
AUGUCGUACGUUAGGGCCAAAAAGAUUGCUAAACGUUUCAAGCAGGACCGACGUGUCAGUGGGGCGGAUAUUCUUCGUCAAGAGCUUGAUUUGGAUGAAAAUAGCAUGGAUGUUAGUUUGCUCCAAGAAAACAGUGAGAUUGGCCGUCGAGGAGGCCAUGCUCCAACGCAUCAUUCGACAUUGAGCAAUAGUGUCCUCGCGGCGGAUGAUGGUGAUGCCUCAAGGGGAAACGCAGCCAAUAAUGGCCAACAGCAACAAGGAGAAAAUGAUAAUAAUGGCGAAGGAGGCCCAGGCACGGGGAAACCGGCAAAGAUUUCGAGAUUGCAAAUGUCGAGUGAGGAUUUUGAAGAAUGGAUCAAAUUAGCCACCGAUAAUAAAAUCAAUUCGACCAAUAGUUGGAACUUUGCGUUAAUUGAUUAUUUCCACGAAAUGAGUUUGUUGAAAGAAGGGGAUAAUAUCAAUUUCCAAAAAGCUUCGGCGACGCUUGAUGGGUGUGUGAAGAUUUAUUCAUCAAGAGUGGAUUCGAUUGCCACGGAAACUGGGAGAUUGUUAACGGGAUUGGCCACAAAGAAGAAUGGUGAACGAGACCAAGGAGAUAAUCAAGAUGGAGAUCAUGAUGAUGAUGGAGAAAAUUAUGGCGAUGAUACCAAUGGAGAUGUUAACGAAUCCCUGAGAAAGAAAAAAACCAACCGUGCCAGAGUAGUGGAUUCCACCCUUGUGCGGUUUGAUACAAUAAAAAUGAAGAAACUAGACCAAGAAUUGGAAAUCGACCCGUUGUUCAAACGUGCGUUAUCGGAGUUCGAUGAAGGUGGGGCUAAGAGUUUGUUAUUGAAUAUUUUGAACAUUAAUGCUGAUUCUAGAGUGGUGUUUGAUGCCGCUGGAAAGACAAAUACCGGUGAACAAGAAGAAGACGAGGUCCUGUUGGAGAGAAUCGAUGAAGAGGAAGAAGAAGAAGGAGAGGAAGAAGAGGAAAAGGACGAAGAAAUGGAAGAAGAUGAUAAGGUCGACGAUCCGGAAUUCCCAACUGAACAAAAUGAUGCUGAUGUGGAUGAUUUGAAGACUUUUGUGGUAGAACAGCCUGAAGAAUGGGAUUAUUUUGAAAUUUGUCCAUCAAUGAAGAGUUUAGAUAUUGUGCUCAAAGAUAUAGGCCAGGCAAAAACUAUUUUAAGUGAUGUUAAUAACAAUAAAAAUUACUAUCCAUUAGGUCAUACUAGUUUAGGAUCGCGGAUCAUGGAAGAUGGUGCCGCCGAAGAAGGGUACGAUACAGGGAUUGCCGACGAUAAUUUAGGAGUGGAUAUGGAUUUUGGAGAUGGUGAUUUCCAUGGAGCUGAUAAUAGCUUUGGGAGUGUAAAUAAUGAAAUUGCUGAUGUGUUUGCAAAUGACGAAGAAGGCAGAGAUGAUGAUGAUGAUGGUGAUGAUAAUGAGAAUAGGGACAAAGAAGGGUUCAUGGAUAAUGAUGAUAAUGAUAAUGACGACGAUGAAAAAGAAGAAAUUGGGUUCAUGGACCGAGUGAUUGAUAAAGAUCUUAUGGCAUACUUUGAUCAAAAUUUGAAAGCCAAUUGGGCAGGACCUGAUCACUGGAAAGUUUCUGCCCUCAAACGACGGGAACUUAAACCUAAUGAACAAGAAGUGAAAGAAAAAGAACUCCAAAAAGCAGCGGCAAAAAAGAAGAAACAAGAAUUCAGGAUUAAUUUCCUUGAUAUCGAAGAUGAUGAAGCCAAUGAUGAUCUUGAAGAAAUGAUUUUCAAAACCGCUCCGAAAAAAAUCGAUUUACCAAAGAACCAGCACAGUUCAGAAACCCAUAAUUUGUUACCAAAAGAUAUUUUCUUCAGUUCCAAAAGACUUUUAAAAUUGUUUUGCAAACCAGAUAAUGUUCGAUUACUUCGAAGAACACGGGAUGAUAACCUCACCAGUUCAGAAGAUAAAACCAACAACAACAACAACGUUCCAGCUCUUGAUGAUCAACCGCAAGAUUUGGCGGUCAAUGAAGCGGCUGAUGAGAACUAUUGGGCGAAAAAAUAUGAGCAAGAACAAACAGAUAUGGCAAAUGAUGAAGGGAUUGCCGAUCCAGACGGAGGAAAUGAUCUUGGGUUUGACGGUUACGAUAAUUUCGAUCACAUUGACGACGAUAAUGAUGAUGGUGCUAAUGGUGGGACCACUGGUCUAAGUGCGACCCAACAGCUAAAUAUUGGAGCGAAUUUGAUUGCUGGGGGUAGAAGAAUACGGCCAGAAUACGUUAAUUUCUCAAGGACCGCCAAAAGGGUCGACGUGAGAUUCUUGAAAGAUAAUCUUUGGAAAUCGCUUUCUGCUGAAGAAAAAAAGCAGAAAGCAGAGCAAGGGUCUGCGGAGACCUCUGAUUCUACAACCAAGGUGGGUGAUAAUGAUGAUGAGGCUAAAAAAGCACAUCGGUUCACCAAGGUGGUUAGUAAUAUUGGUAAAAUGUACCCUCAAGAAGAGCGAAGGGAUUUGAGUACCAGUUUUUGUUUCAUUUGUAUGCUACACUUAGCCAAUGAGCACGGAUUAACCAUUAAGAAUGGGGAUGGUGAUAAGUACGAAGAUUUGAAAAUUUUGUAUAAUAAUGAAGACCAGGAGUUGGCAGCAUAA